CAUUUCGGCACAGGAGGAAGUUGGAAAACCUUGGCUUUUUUAGUGUUGUUUUUCAGUCCAGCAGAGAGUAUUUUCGGGGGAGGGGGGUGAGUUAAAAUGAUCUAUUGCAUAUUACUGAGAACAGUUCGUAGGAAGGCGAUCAGUACACUCCGAUCCUUCCCUUCCUCUACCUUUAGGUUCACUCCUCGGCUCCCUCUGAAGCCCUAAGGAGAUGGGCUAAGGGGGCAAUUCGUUAUGAAUAAUUCAUGAGCCCGCCCCUUUUCUUAAGAAGCCACGCCUUUCCGAGCUGCGCUGACGCACGUUGCGUGUCCCAAACCUGAGGAAGCGACGUAACAGUCCCCGCCCAUAGGACGGAGGGCGGGGUGUCGUCUCCAGCACGUGCUGCUUCUACCCGCGCAAGCCCAAAAGGGUGUGCGCAGGCGCUUCUCACUAGGGGAGGAAGGAGGCGGGGUGGGGAGGUUGUUGGGUUGAGAGCCGGGCGGAGACCGCUGAGACUCAUUCCUCAGGAACAAGGGUCGUGUGUGAAGGAGACCUUUUCACACCAGCUCCCCGGCCCCCGCCUACGGUGGGUGGGAUCGCGCGGCAGAGACAAAGGAUAUCAGUAGGGACGGACAUAGCCACGAAGGGAAGUAGGGUGUCAGCUUGGGGCGGUGGGUUUUUGGGGGGCUAAGGGAGAGACUAUAUUUAAACUCCCUGGAGCCGUUAAGUUGGUUCGUACUCCGAUGCGCGCGCAACCAGGGUGGUGGCGGUGUGCGCAUGCGUGAUUCUGGGGCCAGGGGAACGCGCUUAAGUAGUGCGCGCUCGCGAUUAGGUGGUAGUGGUGGAGGAGAAAGGGGUCGGCGCAAGCGCGGUUGGUUUCUCGAGUUGUUCGGGUCUCGCGGGCUUCUUGUUUUGGUCUCGCGGGCGAGCAGGGAGCGAGACUAGGCGAGAAGAGCAGAGCUGCGUGCGCACUCGGGAAAGGGGGGAAGGGAGCAGGGUCUAGGAAGGGGGGUGAAGCCCCCUGAUCCCCCCUCGUUACCCUCGGCUGGGACGGAGUAAGGGGAGGAAAUGAUCGAGAUGGCAGCGGAGAAGGAGCCGUUUCUGGUGCCGGCCCCGCCGCCGCCGCUCAAAGAUGAGUCGAGCGGAGGGGGCGGCCCCACGGUGCAAUCGCACCGAGAGGCCGCCUCCGGGCACCUCCGCGGCCGGACAGAACGCGGGCCGGGCCCCCGCGUACAGUCGGCGGGGGCCCCGGCUUUGGGGGUUGGCAGGGAGAGCCCCGGAGCUGCAUCCGCCCCUCGAGCGGGCCAGUCGCAGCAGCAGCAGCAGCGAGGGGGCGGCCCCCAGGCACAGUCUCACGGGGAGGCCCGCUUGUCGGAUCCCCACGGGCGGACCGCUCACUUGGACGUGGGGGAGGAGCGACGGGGAGGGGGCGGGCCAGAGCUGUGUCCCCCUGCCCCUCCUCGGCCUCGUAAUGGCUACCAGCCCCACAGGCCCCCUGGGGGGGGUGGAGGCAAGAGAAGAAAUAGUUGUAAUGUGGGGGGAGGUGGCGGAGGCUUCAAACAUCCGGCCUUCAAGAGGCGCAGGCGAGUUAAUUCGGACUGUGACUCUGUGUUACCCUCCAACUUCCUACUGGGGGGCAAUAUCUUUGAUCCACUGAACCUGAAUAGUCUUCUGGAUGAGGAAGUGAGCCGCGCACUCAAUGCAGAGACCCCUAAGUCAUCCCCACUUCCGGCCAAGGGGCGUGAUCCAGUGGAGAUCCUCAUCCCCAAAGAUAUUACUGACCCCCUCAGUCUCAAUAUUUGCACUGAUGAGGCCCAAGUAGUUCUUGCCUCACCACUCAAGACUGGUCGGAAGCGGCAUAGACACCGGGGACAGCACCAUCAGCAGCAGCAGGCAUCUGGAGGAAAUGAUAGCCACUCCUCCGUGCUUCCCCCAGCCCCCCUCACUCCUUCACUUCAUGGGGAGGGCGCCACGCAGCAGCAGCAGCAGCAGCAACGGCAUAGAGGCCAGAGCCGGGAUGCCCCGCAGCCCUAUGAACUCAACACAGCCAUCAACUGCAGGGAUGAGGUGGUGUCUCCCCUUCCAACUGCCCUACAGGGUUCCACAGGCUCCCUUUCAGUCCCUCCAGCUGCCUCAGUUACCCCUGCACCCCCGUCUUCCUCCUCUCGACAUCGCAAACGUCGCAGGACUUCCAGCAAGUCGGAGGCAGGGGCCAGGGGUGGAGGCCAGGGUCCCAAAGAAAAGGGCCGAGGGAGUGGGGGAGGCCGCUACCACCACCACCCUCUCCCUGCAGCAGGCUUCAAAAAGCAACAGCGCAAGUUCCAGUAUGGGAAUUAUUGCAAAUACUAUGGGUACCGCAAUCCUUCCUGUGAGGAUGGUCGCCUUCGGGUGUUGAAGCCUGAGUGGUUUCGGGGCCGGGACGUCCUAGAUCUGGGCUGCAAUGUGGGCCAUCUGACCCUGAGCAUUGCCUGCAAGUGGGGCCCAUCACGCAUGGUGGGCCUGGAUAUCGAUGCUCGGCUGAUCCACUCUGCCCGCCAGAACAUCCGACACUACCUAUCUGAGGAGCUGCGUCUCCCACCCCAGACUCCCGAGGGGGACCCAGGGGCAGAGGGUGGGGAAGGGACCACCACCAUCCGGAAGAGAAGCUGCUUCCCAGCCUCGCUGACAGCCAGCCGAGGUCCCAUUGCUGCACCCCAAGUGCCCCUGGAUGGAGCGGACACAUCAGUCUUCCCCAACAAUGUUGUCUUCGUCACGGGUAACUAUGUGCUGGAUCGAGAUGAGCUGGUAGAGGCCCAAACGCCCGAGUAUGAUGUGGUGCUCUGCCUCAGCCUCACCAAGUGGGUACAUCUGAACUGGGGAGACGAGGGGCUGAAGCGCAUGUUUCGCCGAAUCUACCGGCACCUACGUCCUGGGGGCAUCCUUGUCCUUGAGCCCCAACCCUGGUCAUCCUACGGCAAGAGAAAGACACUCACGGAAACAAUCUACAAGAACUACUAUCGAAUUCAGCUGAAGCCAGAACAGUUCAGUUCCUACCUGACAUCCCCGGAAGUAGGCUUCUCCAGCUAUGAGCUGGUGGCCACACCCCACAACACCUCCAAAGGUUUCCAGCGUCCUGUGUACCUGUUCCACAAGGCCCGUUCCCCCAGCCACUAAGUGGCCUCUUGAACAAAAAGAGUGAAGAAGCUUCCCGCUGCUCCUAAAGACCUGGGGAAAGAGGAAAGUAUUCCAAGGUCUUUCCUUUCUGGCUCCAAAAAUAGUUACCUUUUCUUGGAUCUGCAGAGAAAGCUUUUCCUAUGUUGCUGCCCCAGCCUUCUCCCUACACCUCUGGCAUCUAAGCAGCAAGCCCAGCUGUGCUGGAGUUACCAUCUUCUUCUCCCCCAGCCUGCUGGGCUGGAUGGCAUGGACUGUGUGCUGACCUCUGUUCUCCUAGGGCAUGGGAGGUGGGGGUAUCAAAUUCUCUAGCCCUUUCUUCCUGUUCUCCCCAGGAGAGAGAGUCCCCUUUCUCCUCAGCCCUUGUCCCUAGCUGCGUUUCAGUGGACCACGGAUAGAUGGACUGAGGGUUUGAGGGGGAAGAUUGGCAGGGAUGCAUGGAGGUACUGUGAAAAUCCUUUCCUCUGCUGUCCCCCAUUGGGAGGAGGGGUUGGGUUUUGAAUGUGAGAACAGCACAAUAAACUUGAUGUUUAAGGCA
Molecule: messenger RNA, 3667 nt
Organism: Loxodonta africana (African savanna elephant)
Lineage: Eukaryota; Metazoa; Chordata; Mammalia; Proboscidea; Elephantidae
Gene: MEPCE
Product: methylphosphate capping enzyme
Exons: 4
Coding region: 1048-3132 (694 amino acids)
Biological process (GO): snRNA modification
Molecular function (GO): snRNA binding; O-methyltransferase activity; RNA methyltransferase activity
Source: RefSeq, a predicted model, not a curated record